ACCCCGCUUUUUGCCCCCGCUCUCGCUUCCAUUUCCCUUCCCGUUUUUUCUUUUCUUUCCCCUCUCCCUUUACUCCCCCUUACUUAGCCCCACUAUUAGCGUUGUUGGCGCUAAGUCACGGAAAGCUGUGCCAGGGCACAACGCCUCAGAUCGAUGUGCCCGGCACGGCACUAUGUAGUGCCCAGUCAAUCCACAUACAAUUAAAAUGAUUCCUCUAAGGGGAAAGACAUGAGAAACUAUCUACAGGUCCAAUUCACACCAAAUAUCACCCAUUUCCCAUCCCCUGUGGGUCCUUGCCCCACUGAAGUGCCAGAAUAUUGGCCAUUUUUUUGACAAUCAUAUUGUGCCACUAGCAGGUUGUGCCAUCACCUAAGGCUCUGUUUGGCGGGAACGGAACCGUUUGAGACUGUUCAAUUUACUCAUACAAAAUGACCGUUACGAAACGGAAGGGUAAGAAAAUUUGUAUGGGGAACGGAACGGAACGGACGUGAACGGUCGUAUCCAAACAGACCCUAAUCUCACUACACGCUGGCAUUUCGUAGUGCCGUGCCAGGCACAUUGGCACGGCACAAGGCACUUAUAGUGCUAACAACGCUCCCCACUAUGUUCUGUAUCAUACAAGGCUUGCCAUGAUGCUCGUCGGCUCGAGACCUCUGGGCGGCCUGAGAUUCGCAAACCAGGAAACCAAGCAACCAACCCAGCCAACCACCCAACCGAUAAAGGAGCCUACCAAAGGGACUAAGGAUCGACUUGUAGGUUGACUUUUUUCGUCCUUCCUUUUUUUUUUCCUUUUUUUUUGCCUUUUUUCAAUUUCUUUUUUCUUAACUCCUAAAUAGUGGGAAUGGCUCUCAGAGGUUGAGGCUCGCUUUGGUAGUCUUCUCAAGGUCUCUCUAGUUUUUCUUAGUCUAGUUUACAGCUUACUGAGUCUGGCGAUAGGACGUCUAUGAAUGUGAGGUUGGACUCAGAACAAACCUUGCAACCCUAAAGGCUGGAAUGCAACUAGUCAAGUGGGAGAUUUCGGCAUUCACAGCCGCUGCUAUUACUAUCUGCGGUGUAAGUCUUAGCUAAUUGAUUUUGAGUUCCACCCGUACUAAUAUAAUCUUAUAGGUGAUUCUCUAUUUCGUGGAUAAAUGGGACAAACAUUGGCCCGCGUCAGUUGUCGCGAUCCUUGUUGAAAAGAAUGUGAGAAGGACUCCUCAAAAUCUUAAUGGUGUCUUACUAAUAUAACCGAAAGCUUGUACCAGCUGCCCCGCGACUUCACACAACCACUGAGGCUUUGGCUCCAACCCCGCCCGCUAAGACCCCGGCAGACAAGUAAGGCCUGGCCCUCGUGGCCCAAGGCAAGAACAAAAUAUCAGGAUAGAUAUCCAGAUAGGGGGUGUUUUUAAGUUUUUUUCGCAUUUAGGAUGCUUUCUUUUUAUAGAAGAACUGGCAUUAGGCCAUGGGUUGGGAGGCGGGUUAAAAUAAAAUUAAAAAAAAAGGGGGGGGGGUUGGCGUCGGGUUU
Molecule: messenger RNA, 1504 nt
Organism: Tuber aestivum (summer truffle)
Lineage: Eukaryota; Fungi; Ascomycota; Pezizomycetes; Pezizales; Tuberaceae
Source: the annotation of a GenBank genome assembly